This is a messenger RNA of Trichoderma reesei QM6a, 1008 nucleotides long. RefSeq lists its product as uncharacterized. Lineage: Eukaryota; Fungi; Ascomycota; Sordariomycetes; Hypocreales; Hypocreaceae. The record is from RefSeq and is a predicted model, not a curated record. The coding region runs from base 1 to 1008 and encodes 335 amino acids. Gene Ontology annotation, biological process: nucleoside metabolic process. Gene Ontology annotation, molecular function: catalytic activity. The transcript has a single exon.
AUGUCAACUCCCCCUCGCGAUAAAGUUCAGGUUGGCUGGAUCUGCGCACUGCCAGAGGAGGCUGCAGCAGCGCGAGAGAUGCUGGACGAGAACUUCGGCACUCUGAAGGAGCAGAACGGCACUGAUACCAAUUCAUACAUCUUGGGGCGGAUAGGCAAUCACUAUAUUGCAAUUGCUGUCCUGGGACAAUAUGGAACCACUUCAGCCACUGCCGUGGCAACCAAUAUGUCGCGGACGUUUUCAAGGUCACUGAAAUUCGGCCUCAUGGUCGGCAUUGCAGCAGGCAUUCCGUCCCCAGGCCAUGACAUCCGCCUUGGAGACAUCGUCGUCAGCUCCCCAGCCGGCACCUGCGGAGGCGUUGUUCAGUAUGACACGGGCAAACUGGUCAAGGAUGGGAAGAUGGAGCGAACUGGCUCUUUGAACGCUCCACCACGCUUAUUGCUCAAUGCGGUUUUGGCAAUGAGAUCGUCUACUAUGACGGAGGUCCCCAAGUAUCUGGGGUAUAUGGAGAAAGCUAUUCACCGGAAUGAACGGACACGAAAGACGUUUGGCCGACCAGACGUGUCUACUGAUCGUCUUUUCCGGGCGGAGUGUGAGCAUCCGGCAACCGCGUCAACUUGUGAAGGCUGUCUUCCAGACUGGGAACAACCGCGAACAGCACGCGAAGACGACGAGGCCAAUAUACACUACGGCAUUGUUGCGUCCGGGAACGCGGUCAUCAAGCACGCAGCAACCAGAGAUCAGCUUGGCCGGGAGACUGGGGCCCUCUGCUUCGAAAUGGAGGCUGCUGGCUUGAUGAUGGAUUUCCCCUGUAUUGUCGUCCGAGGGAUCUGUGAUUACGCUGAUUCGCAUAAGAACGACACAUGGCAUGCGUAUGCAGCCUUGGCGGCGGCAGCAUAUGCGAAGGAGUUGCUGGAUUAUGUUCCAUCGGCUGACCUGGAUACGGAGAAACCGGUGAUUGAGGUCUGUCGUAGGUCAAGCACCUAUCGUGUCAUGCCACAGGAAUAA